Orbicella faveolata is the source of this 3189-nucleotide messenger RNA. Its product is annotated as sodium- and chloride-dependent GABA transporter 2-like. Gene Ontology annotation, biological process: sodium ion transmembrane transport; nitrogen compound transport; amino acid transport. Lineage: Eukaryota; Metazoa; Cnidaria; Anthozoa; Scleractinia; Merulinidae. The record is from RefSeq and is a predicted model, not a curated record. Gene Ontology annotation, cellular component: plasma membrane.
AAUUAGCAUUAAUUUGGCAACGUGAUGAGACAGUCACUGAGGUCAAUUGAAUUACACGUACUACAAGUUAACUGUUUAUAAGUCCGUGUUCACUUAACAUUUUCCCAAGUUUUCGCUUCUUGCACACGUGUCAGUAACACCUUGUAGCGAUGGACAAAAACAACGAUUCGGAACCUCUAAAUCCCCUUACCUCGUCAAGAAGAGCAACUUCACUCCCUAAGAAAGAGGCAGGUACAGAAGAGCAAGGAAAGCGCGAGCAGUGGACAAGAAAACUCGAUUUUAUUUUAUCAUGCGUUGGUUACGCUGUAGGACUGGGGAACCUGUGGCGCUUUCCUUACUUGUGCUACAUUAAUGGAGGAGCCUCGUUUCUGAUCCCUUAUGUGAUCUGCCUGGUGUUCUGUGGAAUCCCCAUCUUCUACCUUGAAGUCGCUCUUGGUCAGUAUGUCGGAAAAGGCGUUGUUAAGUCUUGGUCAGCUAUUUGUCCUCUGUUUGGAGGCCUCGGUUACGCCAUGCUGGUGAUCACCUUCCUGAUCAGUGUCUAUUACAACGUCAUCAUCGCUUGGACUCUCUAUUACAUAUUUGUAACGUUUAGAAAAACUAUGCCAUGGGGUGAAUGUGGAAAUGAGUGGAAUUCCAACUACUGCAAAAAGGACCGCGUAAUGGAUGUCUCAUUGAACUGCACAGCUAUUGGCCUUCCAUUAAAUUGCAGCGGGCAAUAUAUAUCUCCUGAGGAGGAAUAUUUCAAUGGCCGUAUGCUCAAGGUGUCGGAUGGAAUUGAUCAACCAGGAGAAAUCCGUUGGGAGCUGGCUGUUUGCCUUCUCGUGGCUUGGAUCUGUGUUUACUUCUGCGUGUGGAAGGGAGUCAAAUCAGUUGGAAAGGUUGUCUACUUCACUGCUUUGUUUCCAUACCUGGUCUUGUUCAUUUUUCUCAUUCGUGGUGCUACUUUAGAGGGAGCCGGUGACGGGAUCCUCUUCUACUUGAAGCCUGAUUUCUCCAGACUUAAAGAUCCGCAGGUGUGGGUGCAAGCCGCUGGUCAGAUAUUUUACUCACUCAGUAUCGGAAUGGGAGGACUCCUUACCUACAGUAGCUUCAACAAGUUUAACAACAACUGUGAAAAGGACAGCAUAGUGGUUUCAUUGAUCAAUUGUAUGACCAGUUUUUUCGCGGGCUUUACCGUAUUCAGCAUGAUGGGUUUUAUGGCACGCUUACUCAAAACUGAAGUUGGUAAUGCCGUCAAAGGAGGACCAGGCCUGGUGUUCAUGGCGUUUCCUGAAGGAAUCAAACAGCUGCCUGUUCCACAAAUCUGGGCAUUUCUUUUUUUCUUCAUGUUGUUUAACCUUGGUCUGGACAGCCAGUUUGUUGGCGUUGAGACCUGUACUACCGUUAUCAUUGACUGGUCACCACGCAUGCGUAAAUACAAGUCUGCCGUCUCACUCGGUUUUUGUGUUAUCUGCUACCUCAUUGGCCUGGCACACGUGACUCAGGGUGGACUGUACGUGUUCGAAAUGUUUGACAUUCAGAGCGGUGGAAUUUCAUUGGUUCUUAUCGCGCUCCUGGAAUCAAUUGCCAUUGGAUGGGUCUAUGGAACUGAAAACUUUUCCAAGAACAUAGAGACCAUGAUAGGACACCGACCAAAUCUGUAUUUCCGGGUGUGCUGGAAGUUCUUGUCUCCAGUGAUCAUUCUGGUUAUCUUUGUCUGGCAGUGUGUGGACUGGUCAGGACUUUCGCUUGGCGAUUACAAAUAUCCAGUCUGGGCUGAGCUGGUGGGGUGGGGCCUUUGCCUUGCAUCCAUUCUUUUUGUUCCUGGAUAUGCCAUAUACAGGCUUUUCAGAGACAGGUCCCGUCCAAUCAAAGAGCGAUUUUUGAACCUGCUGAAACCAGAUGAACAAACCAUGCGAAGGAUAGAACAAGAUAACGGACUACCUACCCAAACGGAAUUCGCCCUGAUUUAAAGUCUUUAAAGGUAAAGCCCUCAGCUGCUGGAGCCAAAUUAUCAAAACACUGGCAUGAAACUUUGAUGUACUUAUUAGUUUAAUUUAUUUCUUUGAGCGCCAUACUUCAUACGAGUUCAUGUCAUGAUCAUAAUGCGAGUAACAACAACUUGUACGUAGUAUUAAUUAGUCUAAGUACGUAUAUGAGCUAACAGAUAAAGAAAUGUCCGAGAAUAUUACAUCAGUGGGCAAGAUUUCAAGACCUGAAUGAAAGACUGCGGGUGUCAGUUUAAACGAUCUUUAUAUUGAGAGUUGAACGUAAUUCGAAUUGCGUUGGUUUUGUUUAACUACGCUCUGUGAUUAGUUUAAAAAAGACUCGCGCCGUCUAUUCAACCAAUCAGAUGCAAAUCUGCUCAACCAAUAACUGCUCUGUUGCUCGUGUUGGUUAGAGCGGUUUUUAGAGCGUCGUAAAACCAAUACCAAAGCAAUUACAAUGGCCAAUUACCGUAAAUGAAAACAGACGCAAACAAGGAAACGGACUAAUAGCGGGGACCUCCAAAUAAAAACACUCGGCCAAGCCUUGAUUGGCUUUAGUUCUGCAUCUGAUUGUUUGAGCCAAUCAUAGAAAGUAGCUAAGUUUAAACCAAAGCCAUUCCGGAUUACUUUGCGUUGUUUAGGUUUAUUGUGAUUAAGAAUUGUAACUCCUUUGUAGGAUUUGUUCUCAUCUCUUACAUCAAAGCUUUAAACACGUUUAACUAAAAAGAACUAAGUUUAUCAUUUAGAUAGAUUGAAAGUGUUUUGCGUAUAGCAGCGUUCACAGAAGUUUGUUUACCACAGAAGUAUCCUAUAAGAUAAGAUAAUAACGUUUAUUUAAGUGUCAAGGAAUUUAGCCCAAGCGGACUAAUUAGGCACACUAAACAAGAAUGAACCUACAUGAAUCUACCUCGGUAAACAGUGAGAGAAAAAAAAUCAAUAGUUGUUCGAUGUGCAGAGAAGGAGAGAGGUUAUAGAGUUAAGGAAGCAGUUGUAGUGAUAUUACUAGGAAACAGCAGUCCACUUUGGUAUUUUAGGUCCAUGUUGGAGGGGUCUGUACUAUAACUUGUCAAAAACCGGAUAUCUUAGCCCCGACGGUAGGAUGAACCCGAGCUUUUUAUAUCAGGAUUUAAAGAGACGGAGGUCUUAAAAUGCCGAAAGUAUUUUGCUGUAAUAAAGCUUGAUAAGAGGACUAGUGUGGAAUAAACUCUUUUAAUGUGUUUAA